This is a messenger RNA of Orbicella faveolata, 1410 nucleotides long. RefSeq names its product dynein regulatory complex protein 9-like. Gene Ontology annotation, cellular component: cytoplasm; motile cilium. Gene Ontology annotation, biological process: cilium organization. Gene Ontology annotation, molecular function: protein binding. The record is from RefSeq and is a predicted model, not a curated record. NCBI's taxonomy places the organism in Eukaryota, Metazoa, Cnidaria, Anthozoa, Scleractinia, Merulinidae.
CUUAGUUACGAGCAAAGAUGGCGGGCAAGAAGACACGAAUCUGUUAGCUGCGAUCAAUUCGUCAUUUAUUCUCCUCAGAAAAGCAUAUUUAAGAUAGAUUUUUCACGUUUCGAAUUCAAAAUGCUGUCCAGUUUGGAUGCAAUCCACAUUUCAGCAGUGUUAGAAGACUGCGUAGAUCAGCUGGCGAUCUUAGGUCAUAUCAUGCCACCGACAUUGGAAGGAAAGCCGGAUGCUGCACAAAUUGUGGACGAUGAACUGGGGCAGAUUUUGCAGGAUCAAAGAGAUCUAGAGUCCAGAUAUGAAGUGCUUAUGAGUAAUAGAGAUGAUCCCAAUUCCAACCACAAGAGCCAGCUUAGAGUAAUGGAUGAUUCACUGCCUUCUGUGGCAAGAUCCUUACGAGACAGCACCAAUGCACUAAACAGAAGUUUCAGACAAAACCCCUUGACAAAUGACAGUCUAUCAAAAAUUCAAGCAGAUAGAAAAUUCCUCCAGGAAGUUAUGGAGGAGACACUUAGUGAGGUUGUUGGCAACAGAUCGUUUGACUCCCUCGUCAAAGCUGUAAAUACAGAGAAAGAAAAGAAAGCAGGACUUCAGCAAACUAUACUCAAGGAGGAAGAAAGCCGCAGACUUGUGAAAACUCUCCAAAGGCAACUGGGAGAUGUGAAAAAGGAAAAAGAAAGUGAAAUACAACAAAGAAAUGAAAUGAUUGCACAUCUCAAAGAUCAGUUACAAGAAAUGAAGGCCAAAACAAGCAUGGAAGGAAAGUACAUCAAGAAAGAUGCUGAGGUUCGCGUCAGCUGCACACAGAAACGCUGUCAGCAAGGGGAGAACGCUCUGAAGGAAGAUCUUGAGACACUGCGUUACAAAAUAGAUGAAGAAGCUCGCGUCAAUUCCGAAAUUGAGACCUAUUUACGCCAACAUCACCAAAUACUGGAAGACAAAGUGGAAUACUGGAUGAAUAAAUAUGACAGAGAUGUGGAACAGAAACAACAUGAGCUGGAUGUUUUGAAGGCCUCCAAAGCUAAUGAUCUCGCAAAGCUUCAAGAACUCACACAAAAGUAUUCCGAUUAUGAAAAGGUUGUGAUCGAGGACCGUGUUGCUAAGGAACAAGCCAGACGAAAGGCAGAGCAGGAACUAGAGGAACUCAAGGCUGCUACAAAAUUACAGUCCUGGUGGAGGGGGACCAUGGUGCGUAAACAGCUAGGACCGUACAGUAAGAAAAAGAAGAAGAAAGGAAAAAAGGGAAAGAAAUCCGGAAAAAAGGGAGGAAAGAAGAAGAAGAAGUAACUCAAACCUCACCACUAAACAACGCUGUAUAGUAAAUUGUAAUCAUUUGUAUAGGAUGAACAGCUUUAUGGUAACAUCUCAAACUUGUGUAAAUUUUUCAAUAAAAAUAUCGAUUUGAAAGGA